CAAGACAUACACAAGUUACAAGUGUUGGUAGUUCUCUACUGUCAAGUAAUCAUGUUAAACCUUGUUCAACUUCGACAUGGACUGUUAUUCAGAUCAGCAGUUUAAAAUUCAGCUUCCUUUGGCUGCGGGAGAGUAGGACCAGGAGUGGAAAGAGGAAGACCAGCCCUGAUGUGGAGACACCACAGCAGAGGAAGAAGGGCUCUAAGUCUGCCUCUGGAAGCCUCACUGAUAUAGAUGUCAGGAUGAAAACAAGAAAGAGACCAGCCUCUGGAUAUCAGGAGGGCUCAAGGAAGAGGCAGAGGACCUCUCAGACUAAACCCUGCAACAUCUCUGGAGACUUUGUCAGGGUGGGCAAGAGGAAGAGGAAGGCUGCCAAAAAUGGAGGGAGACAGAUGAAGAGACAGAGAGUCUCUGACCUGAAGCAGUACAAAGAGGAAAGAGGGGAUGCCACCUCAUCAUCACUGGAAGCUGCAACACUCAGAAAGGAGAAGAAAGACUCUGGUGUAAAGCAGAGGGACAACAACACCCCAUUCACUUCUGAAGAUACCAGCAGACAGCAGUUUGAAGUGAAAUACCACCAGCUUAACCUGCUGGGUGAGGGAGGCCACGGAUCUGUUUAUGCUGGUUACAGGAAAGUAGAUCAUUUCCCUGUGGCUAUAAAACACAUUCCCAGGGACAAUGUGAUCUGCAAACACAUCAUACAGAACAGCAGGACGCUCCCUCUUGAGGUGGCUGUCAUGAGAAAGAUGGUCAGUGGAGCAGCAGGAUCAGUAGGGAAAUCUGCCGCCAUUUCCCUACUAGAUUACUAUGAUCUAGACCAGGAGCUCAUCCUGGUCCUGGAACGUCCAGUCCCCUCCACUGACCUUCUGAAAUACAUUGAGAUCAAAGGGGGGUCCCUGCAGGAGAAGGAGGCUAGACUUCUUCUUAAGCAGCUGGUCGAAGCAGCCAGGGAGCUUCAGUCUAAAAACAUCUUCCACCGGGACAUCAAGGUGGAAAACAUUUUGAUUGAGACCAGCACUGAUGUCCCACGCUUGAGAUUGAUUGAUUUCGGCCUUAGCUGCUUCACCAAGAAGACCUCAACCUACAGGAUCUUCUAUGGUACCUCGGCACACAUCCCACCAGAAUGGUACAGAUGCGGGACCUACAGGGCUGGUCCCGCCACAGUGUGGCAACUGGGACUGGUCCUGUACGACAUGCUGCACAGGGACACAUGCUUCGAGACAAUGAGGUUUCUGAGCAAUGAACUCAAGAUCAGUGACGAGUUAUCUCAAAAUUGCCAGGAUGUGUUGUGCCUGUGUCUGGCUGAAGACCCUCAGCAGCGUCCCUCUCUGGAGCAGCUCCGGCUUCACCCCUGGUUGGCAUGAGCCAGCCUGACAGCAAGCCUGGACCCACCUUGUGCCAGACCACCCAUAUCCUCUUUCCUUCACUGUCACCCCCUACCCUUACACUCUAUCCUCUACCCCUUACUCCCUCUCCCCUAUCCCUUACUCCCUAUCCCUUAACCCCUAUC
Molecule: messenger RNA, 1510 nt
Organism: Thunnus maccoyii (southern bluefin tuna)
Lineage: Eukaryota; Metazoa; Chordata; Actinopteri; Scombriformes; Scombridae
Product: serine/threonine-protein kinase pim-2-like
Exons: 2
Coding region: 243-1364 (373 amino acids)
Biological process (GO): negative regulation of apoptotic process; protein autophosphorylation; regulation of mitotic cell cycle
Cellular component (GO): cytoplasm
Molecular function (GO): ATP binding; protein serine/threonine kinase activity
Source: RefSeq, a predicted model, not a curated record